This is a messenger RNA of Fonticula alba, 714 nucleotides long. RefSeq lists its product as hypothetical. Gene Ontology annotation, molecular function: hydrolase activity. The record is from RefSeq and is a predicted model, not a curated record. Bases 24 to 668 code for a protein of 214 amino acids. The transcript is spliced from 2 exons. NCBI's taxonomy places the organism in Eukaryota, Rotosphaerida, Fonticulaceae.
CCCCCCCCCUCUUGCACCCUCUGAUGCUACUUACACGAGGCACCUGGCUGUCUCGAUCCCUCCCCGCCCUUCGUUCCUCCCGCCGCCCCUCCCUUGCCCCCCUGGCCGUCAUGAGCUCCACAUGCAACUCCGACCAUCCCUGGCCCUGCCCCACCUGCAAGCAGUGGCGCACCCCCUCGCUGACUGUGGAUGCCGGUGUCCUGCGACAGAACGAGGCGGCCUCUUUGCCGGCUGACCGUCUGGAGGUGCUGCUGAUUGAGCGUGCCAAUCCCCCCUUCAAGGGCUGCUGGGCCUUCCCUGGCGGGUUCCUUGAUUAUGGCGAAGCGCCGGAGCGCGCCGUCCUUCGCGAGCUCGAGGAGGAGUGCGGCAUCGUACCGGACGCGGGCGCCGCGGAGCCGCGGCUGCUUGCGGCCGCUGGCGCUCCCGAUCGCGACCCCCGUCGACACACGGUCACCCUCUUCUACGGGAUUGACCUCGGCCCGACCGAGAAGGCCCCGGUGGCUGGCGAUGACGCGGCCAAGGCCCAGUGGAUCCCGGUCGCGCGAAUUCUCGGCAGUGGCAUCGGCGACCUGCCGGAGGGCGAGCGUCUUCGUCUGGCCUUCGACCAUCAGGACCUCCUGGCCCGGCUGCUGGACUUCCAUCAUUCCGGAAAGGCUGCCGACAACUGAUGAUCAUGGAUGAAGCGAGAACGGGGUGUGGGGGGGGGGGGGGAGA